Harmonia axyridis is the source of this 1583-nucleotide messenger RNA. It is a transcript of the gene Vps26, whose product is annotated as vacuolar protein sorting-associated protein 26B-like. Bases 173 to 1393 code for a protein of 406 amino acids. Gene Ontology annotation, cellular component: endosome; retromer complex. The transcript has 9 exons. The record is from RefSeq and is a predicted model, not a curated record. Gene Ontology annotation, biological process: intracellular protein transport; retrograde transport, endosome to Golgi. Lineage: Eukaryota; Metazoa; Arthropoda; Insecta; Coleoptera; Coccinellidae.
CCGAAACGCCAUCUUCCCUCAUUUCUCUAGAAGGCUGUCAAGAUUACAUCCUCUUGGUGAUGUUAAUUGUUUAAACCACCAAGUCAAUUUAAAUUAAGGACUGGACUCUUAUUGUUCGUUUAGAAAUAUAUUAGAUUGUUAUAGAAAUUUAUGUUAUCAUUCAUAAAUUGAAAUGAGUUUUUUUGGAUUUGGGCAAUCUGCGGAGAUUGAAAUAUAUUUAGAUGGCCAAGAAACUCGAAAGACUGCUGAAGUCAAAACAGAUGAUAAUAAAAAGGAAAGACUUUUAUUGUAUUAUGAUGGAGAGACAGUUUCAGGAAAGGUGAACAUCAGCUUGAAAAAACCUGGUAGCAAGCUAGAGCACCAGGGUAUUAAAAUAGAAUUUAUAGGUCAAAUUGAAAUGUUUUAUGAUAGAGGUAACCAUCAUGAAUUUAUAUCCCUGGUGAAAGAAUUGGCUCGACCAGGUGAAAUGAUUGCAAACACGAGCUAUCCUUUUGAAUUUAGCUGUGUAGAGAAGCCUUUCGAAGUGUACACAGGGGCUAAUGUCCGAUUACGCUAUUUCCUCAAGGUGACCAUAAUUCGUAGGCUUGCCGACUUAGUUAAGGAAUUGGAUAUAGCUGUUCAUACUUUGUCCAGUUAUACAGAAAUGAACAGCUCCAUCAAGAUGGAAGUUGGUAUAGAAGAUUGCCUGCACAUUGAAUUUGAAUAUAAUAAAUCAAAAUACCAUCUGAAAGACGUCAUUGUAGGCAAAAUCUACUUCCUCUUAGUUCGGAUAAAAAUUAAGCACAUGGAAAUAGCUAUAAUCAAGAAAGAAACUACAGGACAGGGGCCUAACACUUUCACAGAAAACGAGACAAUAGCUAAAUACGAGAUUAUGGAUGGAGCACCAGUUAGAGGAGAAAGCAUCCCUAUCAGGGUCUUCUUGGCUGGAUAUGAUCUAACCCCCACCAUGAGGGACAUAAAUAAAAAAUUUUCAGUCAAAUAUUUCCUAAAUCUUGUUCUUAUGGAUACUGAAGAUAGAAGAUACUUUAAGCAACAGGAAAUCACUUUGUGGAGGAAAGGUGACAAAAUACGUAAGAACAAUGCUCAUAGUCCAUCCAUCAUGGCUGGUACUCAAAACUUGCAGAACACAGCUAUGGCACACCAGAAGUCAUUGGAAAACAGUGGAAAUAAUGACAUAAUCAACGAUGAAGAUGAAUCUCCUGAAGAUGUUGUGCCUGCAGUGAAGGAAGAUUUUAUGAGAGCUCCGAAUUCUGAAUCGAAUGAUAAAUUGAGUAAUAGAGAUCCAUUCGAUGAUAAGACAUCACCAGAAGAAAUUGAGGAAAAACAGAUUCAAAAUAUGACCAGAGAAGCAGGCGAUGGAGAAAACGAUAACAGCAAUAAUAUUGCAGAGUGAUAGGAAAAGCAAAAAUUGAAUAGGAAAUAUCAAGGAAAGUGCUAUUGGAAAGAAUUAUAUAGAAGUGUUUGUAUAUAAUGUAUUUGUUAUAUCAACAGUUUGAAACUGUGUCAUGUAUAUUAUGAAAUUUAUUAAUUUACACUUUAUUAUUGUAUAUUUCUCAUAUAGUAAAAGUUACUGAAUAUCUUGA